Rhodotorula toruloides NP11 is the source of this 957-nucleotide messenger RNA. RefSeq lists its product as uncharacterized. The transcript is spliced from 2 exons. The coding region runs from base 1 to 957 and encodes 318 amino acids. The record is from RefSeq and is a predicted model, not a curated record. NCBI's taxonomy places the organism in Eukaryota, Fungi, Basidiomycota, Microbotryomycetes, Sporidiobolales, Sporidiobolaceae.
AUGCAGGAGCCCAAGAAGGACUCGCACGAUGCCUCUACCCUCAAGAUCUUCUUCUUCGAUGUCUGGCACAAUAUCGACGUCACCGAGGACAAGUAUCCCGGCUUCGUACGGGCUCUGCGCAAGCUAGCCUCCUCGUCUGUUCACCAUAAUCAGCUUGCCGAGGUCUUCGCUCGAGUCAUCGGCGAGGCCUGGGAGCGCCUUGAGCCUGAGCAGCGCCCACAACGGCGUCCGGUUCGCGAGGACAUCGUCAGAUACCUCGAGCAUUCUUUCCCGGUCGUGCGCAUCGAGACGUUCUUUGAACGGAAUUGCGGGUGGAAAGCGCCUCCGAAUGUCCUUUAUCUCGAGGGGUUCCUCAUUAUGAGCGCGAUGCCCUGCUUCACAAGCCCGUCCUCUGUCGAGUACCACAACUUGCUCGCCUAUCGCUUGCUCCUCCAUAUUCACUUCACACAUGAGCUGGUCCGGUCUACAGCGCGAUACUUGCUAGGGACUCCUGACUCCAGCAGCAACAGCAGCCCCACACCCUUCUACCGCGACGCCGGCUUGGCACUCGAAGAGCAGCUCUACGGCGCCUUCCUCCUCUACGAAGCCCCUGAGCAUCACUGCUUCCUACAGUUGACCCAAGAACACGCCUUCUUGGUGGAAGAUCCCUCGCAACCUGGCUCCGCCUACCUCUUGCCAGACCAAGUCCUGGCAGACUGGGCACACCGAGUCGAGGAAGACUUCAGCAACAAUCGCGUUCUGCGCAAACCUCCCAUCGACUUCGCAACCGCCACUCCCGCUCCUCCUCCGCCUCCCGGAUACAUCCGCUGCAGGCUCGCCAACGUCUUCGACCCCCGCCCGCGGCGCCCGGCCGUGCCCGCUGGUCCACCGCCAGAAGGGUACGCGAGGGUGGCUAUUGGAGGAAAUUGUCGUCGGGGCCCGGUACAGCGGCUCGCGCAGGAGGGGAACGCGGCGUGA